Guyanagaster necrorhizus is the source of this 1072-nucleotide messenger RNA. RefSeq lists its product as uncharacterized. The transcript has 3 exons. The coding region runs from base 151 to 804 and encodes 217 amino acids. The record is from RefSeq and is a predicted model, not a curated record. NCBI's taxonomy places the organism in Eukaryota, Fungi, Basidiomycota, Agaricomycetes, Agaricales, Physalacriaceae.
CAUUGGAAAAAUACUGGCUGACUGUGUUUCUGGCGUUGACGAGCGCAUCAAGACUGACUUGCUCAACUUCUUUCUUGGUGGACUGGCCCAGAUCAUUGCAAUGAACGACAAUGAAAUUAAAGCCAUCAUAACAGAUCUUUCCAACAAGACAUGGAACUCUCAUGUGCAAGUUAUGCGUGCCAGGACAGGUACCACUGCUUUGAUAGCUCUAAUCAGCUCAUAAUUUGUCGUCGAAUAGUUCUCGGUACACGGGACUUGAUUGGGCGACAGUCUGUCAAGGUACUCAGUCCAUAUCAUAAUUGCUGCAACGAUGCAGAGGCAGAUCGCGUUAGAGCUGAGCAUCCCGGUGAAAUUGAGUGCAUACACAAGUAUAGAACGCUGGGUCUGAUCACUCUGACUCGUGGUGAGCCCUUUUUAUUACCCAUGAGUCGUGUUUAUGUCUAUGCUCCUCUAGCCAUAGGCGACAUGCCUUUUGAGCUCCCGGAUAUCUAUACCCAACGCGUUCUCGCUCUAGCCACACCGCCUUUUCAUCCAAAUUACACACUCGACAGGUUCAUGGCGCGAAACCUUACGCCACCUUAUCUCUCUAACCAGGUGGACAUUGUUCACGUUUCCCUUGAUCAGCCCAGCGUACGUAUCCUUUCCAUUAUAAACUGUGCUCGAAAGGGGAGCGGCAAUCUGGCUCUCGAUCUUCUGUGGAAUACAUUGGGUGGAGAUGGCGAAGUAAACUUGGACAGCUUGAUGGCGCGGGCACAGUUCGGCCAAAGAGUCGACGACACCACCAUCGUUAUUCUUCCUCUGUGACUACUCUAGAGAGUAUAUGACCUUGCUGACAUGGGUCUUCCUGUCUUCUUUUCUCUUGUUCCUAUGUACUGCGAUAUCAGCGCAAGGCUGAUCUUGGAAACUGAUGCAUUUAUUUUGAUUAUGGACGGGCAUGAAGUAAAAACCUACAACCCGACCGAGGUCUACUAGUAUGCCAUGCAUAGCGUACGGAUGCACAACUCAAGUACCAGGACAGCGUAGUAAAUAGCCUGUCUGAAGGAGUUCACGAGCGCCUAUUCGAAUAAACUGC